Hevea brasiliensis (rubber tree) is the source of this 829-nucleotide messenger RNA. RefSeq lists its product as uncharacterized. The record is from RefSeq and is a predicted model, not a curated record. The coding region runs from base 269 to 604 and encodes 111 amino acids. Lineage: Eukaryota; Viridiplantae; Streptophyta; Magnoliopsida; Malpighiales; Euphorbiaceae. The transcript has a single exon.
UACCUUCCACUUUCCCUUCCAAUACUGAGGAUAAGCAUAAGCUCGAUAUAAUAAGGAAUAGAAGUCCAGACGCCAGACCGCCCCACUGCCCACUCCUGUGAUUUGCUCUGUGUAAUGAAGAUACCCGACAUUCCUACUAAGGCGCAAUAAAUCCCUCCCUCCAGAUUUAAGGUUACUGCUUCUGUGAGCACCCAUAAACACUUCGUUCUUUAAUCGCUUUUCCCCACAGAUUGGUGAGCUGGGCUUUUAUAGAUUAGAGGGAGGGAGGAUGAUGGCGGUUUCUGAUGCAGUGAUAGGGAAUUUAACGAUGAUCUAUGUCGCAAUUAUCGCCGGGAUUAAGGCGUAUGGGUUAGUCAUUGGGAGGAGCUUCAGCGGGGGAUUUGUAUUGGUUGUGUCCACCACCCUGGUGGGUUUAAUCUUGAUUGCGUCGCUCACUUGGGACUUGUCUCGAAAAGUUACGCACGCAAUAUCGCGAGAUCACAUUCAUGUCCACGAAAUGUGCAAGGGUGGUAUUUGUUGGCAUGGCGUUGCGGUUCGGUCUCCGGCUUCCCAGGUUUGCUUCAGGCUCCCUCAGCAUCAGCAACAUCACGACGGUCCAGCGUAAAAACUCAAGCUCAAAAAGAAAAUGAUGAAUAAGAAUAAUGGUUGUAGAACUGUAAGAUAGAAAAUCUCUUUUUGGUUGUUGGUGUUUCACGUUUGUAGCUGGGGCUUACGAUGCCUUUACGUUGGAAAAGGCAUCACCCAUGAGGUGUUUGCUUUUUUGUUUGAGAGGAAUAGAAAUUUGAUAAUGUAUGUAAAUAAUAAAAAGAGAAUGAUGUUUGUGCAUAAA